Molecule: messenger RNA, 546 nt
Organism: Panicum virgatum (switchgrass)
Lineage: Eukaryota; Viridiplantae; Streptophyta; Magnoliopsida; Poales; Poaceae
Product: basic blue protein-like
Exons: 3
Coding region: 112-546 (144 amino acids)
Cellular component (GO): plasma membrane
Molecular function (GO): electron transfer activity
Source: RefSeq, a predicted model, not a curated record
CCGCGAGCGUGACAGCUCCUGAAUGCUCAUGUGCCAGAGCAUACGACCAAUCUGAUCACUCGAUCACCUCGUCACCGACAAAGGAGCUCACUGCGGCCUCGUGCGCGAUAGAUGAUGGCUCGGGGAAGAGGCGGUGCGAGCGGCGCCGGCGCCCUCGCCGCCGCGGCGCUCCUGGUCAUCGGCCUCCUCGUGAUGGCGACGAGCGCGCCGCUCGCCGAGGCGGCGGAGUCGUACAUGGUCGGCGACUACGGCGGCUGGAAGUUCAACGUCGACCGGUGGGCCAAGGGCAGGACCUUCCGCGCCGGCGACCAGCUCGUGUUCAACUACAACCGGGCGGUGCACGACGUGGCGGUGGUGAACGCGGCGGCGUACCGGAGCUGCGUGGUGCCCAGGGGCGCCAGGGUGCUGCGGAGCGGGCGCGACAAGGUGCGGCUCGGCAGGGGCACGCACUACUUCGUCUGCACCGUGCGGGGCCACUGCCAGGCCGGCAUGAAUGUUGAUAAGCUCUCUGCAGCAUGGGAUGAGGAGCCUGAGCUGUGCUCAUAG